Messenger RNA from Photinus pyralis (common eastern firefly), 597 nucleotides. RefSeq lists its product as uncharacterized. The record is from RefSeq and is a predicted model, not a curated record. The transcript is spliced from 7 exons. Bases 202 to 561 code for a protein of 119 amino acids. NCBI's taxonomy places the organism in Eukaryota, Metazoa, Arthropoda, Insecta, Coleoptera, Lampyridae.
UAAUGUUGGUGACCCUGAAAACCUGACAACUGACAUCAAAUUUUCAUAAUCUGAGGAUUGUACUUAAUUUUGGUAAUAAUCUUAUGUAAACCGGCGGCGUUUGUUCUUUUUGUGUCUUUGGUGCCGGAAAAUUAUAAGCUUCAUAUGAGAAAGCUAGGGAAAAACUCAUAUUAGCUGAAGUUACAUCUGAUUUAAAGACAGAUGGUGAACGUGAUUCUAAGCAAUACCGAAAAGUAUCAAAGAAAAAACGUUUGUCGACCUCAAAUGAAGAAGGUAGCGAGAGUGACAGACAGUCGUAUCCCUCACCAUCAAAAAAAAAAGUUGAUUAAAGAUUACGCACACAAAGAUGUUCAGAAGUUACUCCUGCAAAAAAAAUAUCUCAGAUUGAAGCACAUCGUUCACAAACUGAAUCAGUACCUGUUCCAUAUGAAGAAGCAAGUGGUUCACAAAUUGUUUCACCAUCACCUCAUUUAUAUCAAGAAGCAAGUUAUUCACAAUCGGUACCAUCGCUUUCAUAUGAAGAUUUUCAAAAACGAAUAUUCAAAGAAAUACAGUCCAUAAAAGUUGGAUUUACCAAAUUAGCACAAACUAUUGAAC